UGUCCGCAUUAUAGCGCCAUAACUACAGCAGCAACUACCGAAAAAUGAAGCUUCCGACCUACUUAAUCCUUACCACACUUGUGGUGUAUUCCCAGGCCUUAACUGGAAAGCAAGAAGUUGAUCUUGACUCCGCCAGCAAAACGUGUGAAAACAAGACAAAAGUCUCUAAACAACUUGUCGACGACCUUUUCAACCACAAAAUUCCUGAUAUUUCGGUGUAUGACAACAAUAAACCACUACAUGAAUAUCUGGCAUGCGUUGAUACCACAGGUGGAUGGUAUAAUCAGGAUGGUACCUUGAACAUUAAAGCCUGGAAAAAAAUUCUUAAAGAUGGGAAAAUAAGUAAUGAAAGGGUGGACGAACUCGUCAAGAAAUGCGUUGUGAACAAGGACACCCAGGAAGAGACGUCUUAUCAGGCCUUCAAGUGUUUGUACAACAACGGCGUUUAACUAUGUUCAAGUAGUAGUUUAAUGCAC
Zophobas morio is the source of this 476-nucleotide messenger RNA. RefSeq lists its product as uncharacterized. The record is from RefSeq and is a predicted model, not a curated record. Gene Ontology annotation, molecular function: odorant binding; structural molecule activity. Lineage: Eukaryota; Metazoa; Arthropoda; Insecta; Coleoptera; Tenebrionidae. The transcript is spliced from 2 exons. Bases 45 to 449 code for a protein of 134 amino acids.